AGCCAAAGGCAGUUGCUUAACCAACUGAGCCACCCAAGCGCCCCAUAUUCCCAGCUUUGAUUUGCUAAUGUUUUAGUUAGGAAUUUUGUGUCCAUAUUGAUAAAUCAGAUUGGUCUAACAGAGAUUUCAAACUAGUUAUAGGGCAGAGAUAUAUUUUACUUGGCCUGUAAAAUAUUUUACAGUUUUUUGAAUGAAUUGCCCAAAUUAAAAAAUUGGGAGAUAUUAAGUGAAAAAUUCAAGAUUUCUGGCUUUUCUUUAAGAAAAGGAAUGUGGCAAAACUGGGAGAAUGUGGACCCAAUUUUGUCACAUUUUUAAUAGCGCUGCUGUAUGAAUGUUUUGUAUUUCAUUAAUUUCUACUCUUAUUUUUUAAAAGAUUUUAUUUAUUUACUUCACGGGGCUCCAUCCCAGGACCCUGGGAUCACCACCCGAGUGGAAGGAGGUGCUUAACUGAUACCCCUGUCUAUGGGGUAUUUGCACAUGUCUAGAACACCUCCAGCCUCAGUGUCCUUUCUGCAUCCUGUGGUUUGAGCCUGAGGUUGCCAUUAUCCCUGAAUGGAUGGAGUGGCAGGGCCAGCAUACCUCCCCACCCAGAAAGGACGCCUGGACACAGACUCCCCCAGCCAGGAGGAGAAUCAGGCACGCUCAAGUCCAGGGUGCAGGUAUGUCCACCUGUCAUUGGUUGGGGCCAGGGGAGUAGGCUCGCUCCUGCUAUGGGCAGUGUUCACGGUAUGGGCUUUGGGGGAAGGGCAAAGCAGGGCUUCACAAAGUGCCAGGUUUCAAACAAUCCACAGGCCUUUAUGUGACUCAUUUGCACCUGACCACUAGUUUGCUGAUUUCAGGUCUCCUUCUCUAGCUUCUCUCCCUGCUGGUAGCCAGCUGGCCCUGUGGCUUCAGGUUUCCUUACCUGCCUCAAGAAGGCAAGUCUGCAACCUGUACUUGCUGUUGGCCGUGGGGCAGGACGGAGGGCAAAGAAGAACGGACAGAGGCUGGCCUUUGGGGCAGACAGGCCUGGGUUCAAAUUUCAGCUUUGCCAACCUUGGACAAGUCACCUACCUUCUCUGCCUGAGGUUCAGAUUUAUCUCUGGUAAACUGGGGCUAAUACUUCCUGGGAUCACCAUGAAGAUUAAAUGAGAUGAUGCGUGUAAAUUGCCCAGCUCAGCCCCUGGUACCUGGUACUCAGUACAUAUAACUUUUCUCCCCACUUUCUCUCUUGCACCCUCCAACCUCGUCUUGAGUGGAUCCCUGAGCCAGAUAUCCAUCUGGCAACUUCCAACACCUACCAUUUUUAGAUUUACAUAAGACCAGCAGCUUUCCCUCCCACAGCAGCUGUUAACAGUCAGAGAUUUGCAGAGCAGAUGUCUUGGUGUGAAACUGUUCCCAGGAGGCGUCCCACGAAUGUUUGCUGACAAAGCAGUGCAGGGACUGACCUCCCUUCCAGCUCUGCCUCCUGACACCUGGCUCUGGAGACUGAAUGCGCCUACCCUCCCUGCAUCCCAUGUGUUUCUGUCCCCUCAGAUGCUGAGGGCCUGCGCUCUGCUCCACCGCCCAAGGCUGCAGAUGGGGGGCUGUGAGGUUGGCUGGAGCAAGCUGCUUUGGCCUGGACCUGUGCCAAGCUGCUCCCAUCCAAGAAGAGGCUCAAGAGGCAGAUGGAGAGGACAGAGUUUGGGAAGGGGCUGCAGCCUGGUGGGGGCAGCCAGUCCGAGCAUGAACACUUUUCCAAACCCCACUGCAUUGGGCCAGGGGAGUGCUCAUCUGCGCUUGCUUGGGUCCGGUGAUUACAGGUCUGAGCUUCAAAGCAUGUUACAAACCUGGCUAAUUGCUGGCUGGGGGAGCUGGGCGAGCAGGCCAACUCCGCCUGCGUGCACGCCAGGGGCCGCGGGCCUCACCUGGGGCUGGCACUUCCAGCCGGGAGCCAGGAGCCCUGCUGUGGCCGCCCGGUCCUUCUGGCUCCUCGCGAGGACUACCUUCGGGAGCUCGGAGGAGGGGCCGCCCCGGCUGCAAUUGCGGCUGCCGCCGUCGCGGUUGCGGCGCGGGCACCUCCUCCCCCGGGGCCAGAGUCGGAUCGGUCAGGUGGAAACCUCCCCAUUCAAACGGGCGCGGGCCAAUCAGGGCCCGGCGCGCCGGCCCAUUCAAACGCGCGCAGCAGCCGGCCUGGCGCUCCCGCCUCCGGGACACUGGCGCGGGGCGGGGGCGGGUGAACCUGCUGCCUCGGUUACAGGGGAGCAACACAGACGCCUCGGGUUACAGGCGGUCCUGGCCGGCCGCAGCGGGGCAGCCAUGGAGCGCUCCCUGCACCGCGUUUCCCUCGGGAGCCGGCGCGCCCACCCGGACUUGGCCUUCUACCUCACCACCUUUGCCUGGUUCAUCUUUCAGAGACCCGGUUUGCACCGCUGGAGUUUCCCCUGAGCAACACGGUCUUGUUACUACAUCUGGAGAUUUCCUCCAUCCUCUUUCCUUUGGCUCAGGGACAGGACAGGUGCGGAAGGAGCCUGGGUGGCCUUGGCUCCUUGUGGGCUCACCUUGGAAGCUGCAGUGUGACUGCUCCAGUGGAUAUCUGACCCACAGCAGACAUGGGAGAAUUCUCUUCUCCAGGAGUGACCAGGCUCUCAGGAGGGUCGCGGGCCUGCCCUGGGGGCUUGAGGUAGAAAGAAACAGGCAGUAGGCCCCUGCUCCCAAACCCCUUGCUAGCUCGCCUGGGUUCCCCCAAAUAACAGCAGGGCCGCAGCUGCCCCAACGGUCUGGGCAAAUCCAGCCUUUCAAGUAGCCAUAAUAGCGAUGAGAGCCCUGUCCGAGAGCACAGCCCUUCACAGCUCUGUUUCCUCACUGGUUCUGCAGCUCCCUGUGGAGAGCGGGUAGUAUUUCUUCUGUGGAGGCUUGAGAUCCAGAGAGAGGAAGGUCUCCCAGUGAGCCAGUGCCAGACUUGGUACCCGAGUUCAAGCCUUCUGAGACAACUUGUCCUGUACCUUUUUCUUUUUUUAAAGUUUAUAUAUAACUUUCUUUAUAAAGGUUGGGUAGUCCUGCAACAUACAGGACUUUGCCCAGAUUUCAACCACAGAACAGCCCAGGAGUUAAGCCCUCCCCGGCGUUCUGGCUCUCCUCUGCUCAGCCUUACCUACAUCAGCACACUUGCCUCCUCAGAAACUGCCUUUUUCUCUAGGAGCAGAGGAAGCAAUAGGAAAGCAGUGGCUUGGCCACUAGCAAUGGCCUGUGGUCUAGCAUCCUGGAAUUCACUGGUCUAGUUGGUGGAGUGUAACCAUGGGAGUCAGGAGGUAGCCACCGUUUCUUGAGCACUUACCAUGGCCAUGCCUUGUGUCAAGUGCUUAGCUCAUUGAAUCCCCCCAACCCUUGGAAGCAGUUCUUGUUAACCCCACUGGGAUGUGAGAGUCUACCAGACAAGGAAGGUUUCCAGAGUGACCUGAAUUGGUGGGGUUGGGGUGAUCAGGAAAGAGUGUGAAGGAGCCAUGAGGCCCAAUUACCUUAGCUGUGUCCUGGUUUAAAAGUAANGUAAAAAUACAGGGGCGCCUGGGUGGCACAGCGGUUGGGCGUCUGCCUUCGGCUCAGGGCGUGAUCCCG
This is a messenger RNA of Ailuropoda melanoleuca (giant panda), 3573 nucleotides long. RefSeq lists its product as uncharacterized. The record is from RefSeq and is a predicted model, not a curated record. NCBI's taxonomy places the organism in Eukaryota, Metazoa, Chordata, Mammalia, Carnivora, Ursidae. The coding region runs from base 1396 to 2406 and encodes 336 amino acids. The transcript is spliced from 3 exons.